Triticum aestivum (bread wheat) is the source of this 644-nucleotide messenger RNA. RefSeq lists its product as uncharacterized. The coding region runs from base 122 to 448 and encodes 108 amino acids. The transcript is spliced from 2 exons. The record is from RefSeq and is a predicted model, not a curated record. NCBI's taxonomy places the organism in Eukaryota, Viridiplantae, Streptophyta, Magnoliopsida, Poales, Poaceae.
UUUCGUUGGCGGUGUGCACUGUACAGCGCCUAGAGCUUUGAUAUUUCAGCAUGGAAUAAAAAUCGAGAGAUAUUCGUUGCCAUGGAUUGGACGGUGAAAGGGAUGGGUUGUAGCUACCAUCAUGGCAUCAUCACCGGCCAGCUGUUUCUUCUCUGUUGCUUUACUUGCACGGUUGCAACACCAAUCCCUUCAGCUUUCACUUUCGGCCCCUAUGACGCUCUCCUACUCCAAGCAAGAGGUCGGUCAAGGUUCGUGCCCGUUAAAAGCAGACAGGAAGGAAGAAGGCUCCGCCUCAUCAAGUCAGGGAGGUACACCUGAGCCAUGGUGCCGUGGAGGCUGGAGGCGCGACUGGCGGAGACGGUGCGGGUUCCUUGGCUGGCUCUUCUUCUGCAUCACCGUCGCCAGCGAUGUCGCGCAUGCGCUCAGAAGCAGCAAUCUCCCCAUCUAAGGCCGGCAGCCAAGACCGACUCUGCGCCUAUAAAGUGGCAGUUCAUUGGGCGUGCAGGAAGAAAAUUGAUUUACAGCAGUGUAACCAGUCAGUGAGCUCAUCCAUGAGAGAAUGAAUUCGAUGUAAAGGUGAAAUAUUCAUAUAGAUUAGAUGUAAAAAUCUUGUGUCAAACAGAGAAAUAAACAAAGGUAGCAUA